UUUUGCAUUUAACAAAAAAUACAUACUAUCAUUUUCGUGAAAAAUCAUAAAAUUCAAAACCAAAGUACACUUCGAACAUGCAUUAAUGGCUUCCACCAUAUGUUCUUCAAUGAAAUUGGAGUUUCAACAAAUUCCCGCCAAUUUUUGUAUUUGAAUUUGGGAUAGCUGUCUGGAUUCAUUGUUUACUUUUUUCUAGCCGAUAUACAUAGAUUAUGCACCAAUUAUACAUCUGGCGGCUAUCAUUAGUUUAAGCGGGGUUUUUUCUAUGGAGAGAAUUUCACAAAAGGAACAUGUUUUAGUUGAUUAUGGUCCACAAAGAUCAUUUGAGGGUUCACCAAGUGACAUGGACAUGGAUUUUAACGAUGUUUUCGGAGGUCCACCGAGGCGAUUUUCAGUACAAGAAGCGAGAACAAGGCACAGUUUCAAUGAUUCAGUAGAAUCUGAAGAGGAUUCAGCAGGUGUAUCGCGAAAUUCGUGGAAUGGAUUCAAUGAAAAGCCAGUUUUUGGGGAAGAAAAUGCUAACAGGAGGCGAAAUCAAGGCGGUGAUUUCUAUGAUGAUAUAUUUAAAGUUGAUGAAUCUUGUAGCUCAAAUCCUGGUUCCAGAGUUUUAAGCCCUGUUCGACCUUUGUCACCAAAAAUUGAAGCUUUUGGUACUUCACUCCCAGCUCAAUUCAGCCUUCCUGCCAAGUCGACGAAAGCUACAGAUCUUCCCACAUUUGCUUUGGGAAGUCAUAGUCCACACAAGAAGCGAGAAAAAGAGAUGAAAAAUGAUGCUCCUGUAUUUUAUCGACAAAGUCCAUUAUCACGUGAAGGUACUGUUAUUGGUGAUGAUUUAAGAUACAUGUCUGAAUCCGAUGAGCUAGAUAUAGGAGGUAAUUUGAAGAAGAGCGGAGAAAGCAAGGAGGAUUCGAGUAGUGAAUAUCAAUUUCAUUUCUCCAUAUACAAGUGGGCAGGCAAAGGAGUUCCCAUGCUUGUGUCACUGAAGGGAGGGAAUCAUUUCGAGUCUAAGGGGAAGAUUAAAUUUGAAAGAUGUUCUACCUCCAAUGGAAGGAUGGAGAAAGAAAACAUGGAUAUCAGCUCGACAUUAGGAGGAAACGCCAAUUUCUCCAGGGAUGAGAAUUUUCACUCCUCCAGUACGAGAAGUAAGAAAACGGAGAGCAGUGACAAGGCAAAUGGUAUUGUUGGGGAAACUCUCGGCGUUUCAAAGACAAAAUCCAUUCAAAGUGUUAAAGAUAACGCUGGAGUUGACGACACUAUCUUAAAAACUGAAAGAGAAGUAGAAGAACCUCAAUUCAGACAGAAGACAGGUUUAGGUGACGGAAUCCAGAUGGAAAUUCCAAGGAACUCGGAAGAAACCAAACCUCUUCGUGCAUUUUUAGUUAGUGAUGCCGAGGAAAAAGGCGAUGUUAAGAUGACACAAGAAACAGAAAGGAAGAGCAACACGGUCAAAGCUACGCAAGCAGCAAAAACAAAUGUUAAAGUCAAGGAAAAUGUGAAGAAAAUUGAUGAUGAGGCUGAUAAAAAGUUGAAGAAAGGUGAUGUUGAAGUCAGUGACAACAUGCAAAAAAGAGACUCACAAGCUAAGAGAAAAGGGAAGAGAGGUCUUGACAAAAAAUCUGUAGUAGAUACAGGAGUAAACAGAAGUAGUCCGCCAAGUUCUCCAAUAAGAUCAGCCGAGCAUUCUACUAAAGCUGGAAUUAAGGGAAAGGUUCAAGAAUUUGUAAAGAUGUUCAACCACGAGGUUCAUUCAACGCCCCAAGAAGGCGAAAGUCGAAGUAAAAGCUUUAAAUGGAAAGCUAGCAGCAAUAUUGGAGUUGAAAGUGAAAAGAGUUAUAGCAUGCCAAAAGCAAAUGAGAAAGUUCAGUUGCCCAAGUUUAACAAGACGCAAGAUGCAACCCCUAAUGUAGACCAAAAUCUUAACAAGCAGGAGAAAACAACUAAAUAUUCCAAAACGAAAACACCGACUCCUCAGACUAAAGAUUAUUCAGAUCAAAAGGCUUCUCCAUCAACUAAUGAAUCAAAACCGGAUGAUCGAAAACCCUCAGUUGGAAGCAUGGAUGAUCUCUUUGGCGGAAAUUAUGUGGUGGAAGAAUUAUUUGAAGAUCAGGGCACAGCUUCACAAACUAAUGGAAAAUCUGAGGACAACCAAGCUUCAGAUGCUAAAAUUAAGCAAUGGUCACAAGGGAGGAAAGGAAAUAUUCGCUCAUUGCUCUCAACACUACAAUUAGUUUUAUGGCCCGAGAGCGGAUGGAAGUCUGUGGCCUUAAUGGAUUUAAUGGAAGGAAAUCAAGUGAAGAGAGCAUAUCAGAGAGCGUUACUCUACAUACAUCCAGAUAAGCUACAACAAAAGGGUGCUGCUGAUCACCAGAAAUACAUUGCAGCAAAAGUUUUUGAUAUUUUGCAGGAAGCUUGGGAUCAUUUCAACUCACUUGGUCCUAUGUAACACUCACAUAUGCAAUGUGGUAUCCCAGGAGGCUCGGACACGAAAAAACUCUGUUCAUCUGUGUACAUACCAGGCAAAUAUGUCAUACAUACCAAAAUCUGUUUUUUCUAUACUUAAAAAUAGAAGACGAGACUUUAAUUGUUCAUAUAUUCUUUUUUCUACAGCAGAGUUAUGAGUUAGUGGUAGUUGUUACAACUGAUAGCAGGCAGCAGGUAUCUAGCUUUAUUAUACAGUACUGUCCUUCUGUAUAGAUCGUCGUGGCAUGAACUUUGUCAUUAGAUUCCUAGCCUCCUAUUGAUAUUUCAGUUCAAGCUUAGUUUUUCUUUAUUGAGAGUUAUAAUUGUGAA
Solanum dulcamara is the source of this 2790-nucleotide messenger RNA. RefSeq names its product J domain-containing protein required for chloroplast accumulation response 1. The record is from RefSeq and is a predicted model, not a curated record. Gene Ontology annotation, biological process: clathrin-dependent endocytosis; clathrin coat disassembly. The coding region runs from base 266 to 2443 and encodes 725 amino acids. The transcript is spliced from 9 exons. NCBI's taxonomy places the organism in Eukaryota, Viridiplantae, Streptophyta, Magnoliopsida, Solanales, Solanaceae. Gene Ontology annotation, cellular component: vesicle; intracellular membrane-bounded organelle; cytoplasm. Gene Ontology annotation, molecular function: clathrin binding.